AAAGUCUUCACACGCAAUAUGGCCACUGACUGGAAUGAGCGAAUGGAGUAGGCAGAGCACCCUUUUUUUAGUGUAAAUAACUUUAUUUCGGUAUCCUAUAUAUGAUAGAGGAAGGAAUGUUCUCAUCUUGUGUCACGUUAUCGUAUAGAGAAGUCUAAUACCGAGUGUAACGUGUGGAAAACAAGGAAUAAACGUUGCAAAUCGGUUCAGAUUGUGAAAUAACACCUUGAACAAUGUCUACAAACACCGAUACAUCUGUCGGACCCGGUGCUGAUGCAACACAGGGACAGGACCGACAACCCUCUUCAUCUAACCUUCCAGACUCUAACCCUCAAACUGAUAGUUCUUUGCCCGACAACCAGCAACAGCAGGAGAACCCUCCGCCCCAACCCCAACAAGCUGCUGCACCGGAAGUGGAUGCAGAGCAGGCAUUGCCGAAUAUUCCUGCUGCACAGAACGCUAACAACGCAAGAGCCAACAAUAAUAACAACAACAACCCGCUUCUCAACGUUAGGGAUCGUCUCUUUCAUGCCCUGUUCUUCAAGAUCGCUAUCACCUAUGCCAGAGCUUUUCCCCCUCCUGUUAGAAGAUUCUUUGAGUUUGCAAUCCUCCUUAAGGCCUUGACUGCCCUAUUUGUUCUUGCAUACAUUCACCGUACAUUCUCUCGUUCACCAAUCAACUGCCUUGCGGACUAUCGUGACAAGUGGCCGAGGGAUGGUAUCCUGAGAGUUGAGAUCGUAAGGAAUCGCAGUGAUGAAAGUCCCAUAUAUGAAGUCUCAUAUGGGAGAAGGAAAUUAGGAGGCAUGACAAAGAUUGAUGACGAUGAGAUGCAUUAUGCCAAUAUGACUAUGAUGCCACCAUACUGGGAAUACCCGGACGUCUUAAAAGCCGACGAUGCCUUGCGUAAGCGAGAGGAAGAGAACACCGAUACCAUCCAGACCUCGUUCUUUAACGGUCUCUCAUGGCAGACAACAAACAUCACGAUAGACAUGUCCGCCACACAAAAGCUUGAGAAAAACAUGCAGCCGUUUCGUGAGACUGUGUCAGAGUUUGAAAUGUUCACAAGAGCAGUUUGGCCAGUAGAUGAGUACAUCAUGGAAUAUUCAUUGGAGUAUGGUUUUCUAAGACUAUCAUCUGGUACGAGAGAGAGACUGGGUAUCCCUGUCAUGGUUAUUCAACUUGAUCCCACACAAGAUGAAUGCUUUGGCGAUUCCUUGAGUCGAUUCCUCCUUGAUGAAUUCCUUGGUUAUGAUGAUAUUCUCAUGUCCAGCGUCAAGAGCUUAGCAGAGUAUGAAGACAACAAAGGUUACCUGCGCAACGUUGUGACGGGAGAGCAUUACCGCUUCGUCAGCAUGUGGAUGGCUCGUUCCUCGUACAUCGCAGCCGGGUUCAUCAUGCUGAUCUUCACCAUAUCCAUCUCAAUGCUACUAAGAUACUCUCAUCAUCAGAUCUUUGUCUUCAUUGUUGACCUACUACAAAUGUUGGAGAUGAAUACAACAAUUGCGUUCCCUGCUGCUCCUCUGCUUACAGUCAUCCUUGCUCUAGUUGGUAUGGAAGCUAUCAUGUCUGAGUUCUUCAACGAUACAACCACGGCAUUCUACAUCAUUCUCAUUGUAUGGGUAGCUGAUCAAUAUGAUGCUAUCUGUUGUCAUACACAGAUCACUAAACGUCACUGGCUAAGAUUCUUUUACUUGUACCAUUUUGCAUUUUAUGCAUACCAUUAUCGCUUCAAUGGGCAGUACAGUGGCUUAGCACUCAUUACAUCCUGGCUUUUCAUUCAGCACUCCAUGAUAUACUUCUUUCACCACUAUGAGUUACCUGCCAUCUUACAGCAAGCUAGGCUUCAAGUGUUGCUACAACGCAACCAGCAUGGUGGUAUGCAUCCUCGUAUCAACAUCAAUAUCAACCUGGGAGAGAAUGCGCCGCAACAACAGCAACCCCAGCCAGGCAACACUGAUAGACAGGAGGACAAUAACCAAGGUGGAGGUAAUACAACACCGAAUGGUACGCAACCACAACAGCAACAACAAGCCACACAACCUGUACCUGGUGUUAAUGUGGCUGCUGUUCAACGUCCAGUGUGGCGGCAACGUCGCACGCUUUUCAGCAUGUACCUUGGGGCGUUGCUCUAUCGGCGGCCAGCAACCGCCAACGCUGCGGUAAGCCAACAAACAGAGGUGGCUUCAUCUGCAGCAGAAACGGCCACUUCAAACUCAGCAACUCAUGCUACAACAAAUACUGACAAUAGCCUCAGUCGGGAAUCGCCCGAGAGCAGAACUGUCACAAAUCUCAGUGACUCAAAUCAAAACAAUGCAUCGCAAGGAGAAACUGAAAUUAGUAACGCUUCGUUGAUGCAGAACACACUACCAGAGACGAGCAAUCCUGUCUCAUCAAGUACGAGCCAAUCGGACUCUAGUAGACUUGAUACAUCAAAAGGAAGCAGUACAUUAGCAUCAUGUGAAAACCUUUUACCUACAACUCAAACUUUGCCAAGUAAUACACUACAAGAUUCUAUGUUAUUGGAAAGUAUAUCACAAGCAUCUACAACUAUUAAAUCUGGUAAUGUUGAACAAUGAUAGUACUCAGUGGUGCAUAUAAAAAGCCAGUUCCAAAGGAUACAUUCUAGGGAAAGGCUGUAGCAUAGGUAGAUGAUAUAAUUCUGCAGAAAACCUCCGUUAUAUCUGUACUCGAUCUUUUAAAGAUUGAUAUUGGGUUUCUGCAUGAUGGUCUUUCCAGCUAUCAGCAAUGGUAGGUUCAUUAGAACCUACUUUGCUGUAAGCUGAGCACCAUAUCAUAAAGCUUGUCAACUCUAACAAAUGGUCAUUCUUUACCAGAUUUUAGGACAUUCUUUGUAUGUUUACCCUUUAAUUGAUAAAUCUGAGGUUUUCUGCAGUAUAAAUUUUAUUGAUGUUUAGGUAUGAAAUGGGCAUGUAAAUAUAUAUCUAACCAGUCAAAUUAAUUUUUCUUUGAAACUAAAUUUUGAUGAUUUGAAAUAGUAUGAUCCUCCUAAUGAGAUGCAUUUAUUCUUUAUACUACAAAGAAACUCUAGAUUCUUUAUAUCAGUUUUGAGUCUUAAAGCUGCUGAUUAAAGAAGUAAAAAUUUUAAUAAAAACGUGUCAGCGCAUUGACUGAAGUGGAGAUCUAAUCCCUCAAAACAUUAUUUACAAAAUUGCUAAUUUUUUCUUCUCUCUUAACUUUACAUAGUCUCUCUUUUUAUUUUCCACUCUAACAAUACCUCAGAAAAAUACCACAUAUUGUAUCAAAAUUAAAAUGCAGCUUUUUCAUAUUCAGGAAUAGAUGUCUCACAUGUCACUUUAAUCAAUUAAAUUUCAUGUUAAAGACUUCAGCUUAUAAAGCAAUACUUAAAAUAUAUUUGCUUUGAGGCUUACAAACAUUUUUACAUUAGUUUCAUGAAAUCAAGGAGAAUUACUUAGAAGCAAGAAUUACAUACCUAGGCUUAUUUUGUAAAUUGUUACAAUCAUUUUUGAGGCACUUUAUAUCAUUAUUGAUUCAAUGACGUUUAACUUGCUCUAAUACUCAGCAAUGCUUAAAUGUUUACACCCUGUAUUAACUGAACGUCAGGAAUGCGGAUUAUGUAUCCUCGAUUUAAUUCUUUGGGCAGUUUGAGAGCUUUAUCAACUCGCAAUUGAUCACCGAUGGUGAUCAGUUAUAUGUUAUUCCUAUAUUCAUAAGUCAUAUGUUUUCCUUCAGCAAGAAAUUUACUCACAUUGUGCUGCACUCAACCCAGAUGAGAUGAAUGGGUACCUGGUAGGAAGAAAUUAUCAAUGCUCAAGCAUCCAUUCAAUGUAGCCGUGCUUAAGCCAGGGUAAUAAUAACAUUGUCAUGUUGAGCAUAUCCCGUUGGGAGAACAGUUUUCGGAACUGAAGUGGCUACCCGGAGUAAAAUAUGACCUUAUUAUUAUCAUCAUUAUUCUUACAUUAUCACCCAUGUUGAUUCAUAACCUGUCAUUUCAGAUCUUAUCACCAGUGCACACUUUCACUCGUUAACAUAUGUGAUGUUCCUCAUUUACAGCAAUAGGACGUGUGAUCCAUCACAAUGCACAAUACAAAUCGUCCUUUGUGAAGUAAAACAGGGGCAGCGGAACCAGGGGAUAGGAGGCUUCAGCCUCCUCCCCCAUUUUUCAUUAAACGCUACAAAUGAUUGUGAUUUUAUGCAUGGUCAGCCCCCUCCCCCCACCCCAAGCAUUCAAAACUGUUUCAUGCCCCCAGUAUAACUUCCACGAUGUUAAAAAUAGCUCACUGUAUUAUGCUCGUUUCUAAGCUCUGGAAAUUAGUCAUAACCAAUCAGUUAAUCAGACGUUACAGAGACUCAUUUUCCAUAGUUAAAUGGUGGUUGCCAGUGAUGAUUAUAAGUGUUAUCCAUCACAGUAAGCAAUUAACACACCGGGGGGGGGGGCACGUAGAGUAAUACUUAGGUUGGUCAUUUUCAGAAUCUAUUGAUCUUGAUUUUUCCAUAUGCAUUAAUUAUUUUAUCAUAAUUGAAAUAGUUUAUGUAUUGACAUGUGUCUCGUAUCAUUGUGUUAAUAUGAUCUUCCAGGUGCACACUUAUCUUCUAAAAGUCAACAGUAAGCAUCAUAAGAAAAGAAUAUCCUGGAUGGCAGCCUUAAACACAUGUAGUGCACUUUAACCUUAAGCUUUUGUAACCAAGUAGUCCAUGUCUGUUUUCUGUUUAUGGUAACUCCCACAGGAACUCCGCAGGACAGCUUUUUGCUGGUAAACACCAAGCUGGUAUAUAACCAAUUACCUAGGAAACAUUUUACGUCAAAGUUAAUCAGUCAUUGUGGCUGGCGUUGUAGACGACAGAUAUUGCUCUUGGGUCUUUUUAUCAAAGUGGAGACAGUGGUAGAGUGGGGAUUGAACUCACAAACUUUCGAUUAUGGGUCCAAUGCUUUAACCAAUGGACCACACGACCGGUUGAUUUUGAAACCUAUGAGAAUUACAGCAUUUAGUGGUCAACAGAUCAGGUCUCAAAAUUUAUUUCAAUUCCAUAAUCUGUACACACGUGCAUUGCCAAUAAUUCCAUUAAGGUUUGAGUACGAUUGACAUAUCAUUGAAGUUGUAUUUUUUUGUAUUGGACCUGGAAUCCUUGCAUCAUUCUUAUUAGAGUUAUCCUAUAACGAUUUAUAUAAGAAAGUAGUUCCCAAGAAUUAAUGCGAUUGAGGAAGAAUGUAAUACUAAAAAUAACCUCAGAAGUAAUUCUUUAUUAAAAGGAUUGCUCUUGAUAAAGAUGAUAUAGAAUUUGACACUUCUUUGCAUUUUAUGUGAAUUGUGCAAAAGAGCAGACAUGUUUUGAUUGUCUGUAGUUUGUUAUUGACUGUUUAUCAGUUGAACGAUUCUCUAGGUUCUGUUGCCAUUAUUGUCCAUAUUUAAAUUAAUGAAGUUCUGAAAAGUAACUUCAUUCAAUUUAGGGGGCAAUCAGAACAUCUUUUCAAGUGGUAUCAUCUGAAUGUUCUGUAUUACUCUGUAUCCAAAAUCAAACUUUAAGAAUGAAAUCAUAUUGACUAGGUUUUUUUUAAAUAGUGUGAAAAAGGUGCUAGAUAUAUAUUUUUUUCAUAAGAAACUAGUCUUAUUUUCGGACAUUUAAGAUUUCAAUGAUUUCUCGAAUAAACUGUUGUAAUGAAUAUUUCAUACAAAACAUUCACCUUAAAUCUAUAAGGUUUCUGUUUGAGAAAUGUAUCAUUUUGUUGAUAUUUUAGAGGUCCGGUUUUGUAUUUUUCCUUGUGUAUGCUCAGUAUUUAAAAGGGACUUGCAACUAUCAAUGCUGCAUGACCCCAGUGAAGAAUGUUCCCUUCUAAUUUAAGAUGAUAACUAUUUUAGAAAAUGUGUCCCUUGUCCAGAAAUCAUCUCAUUUGGUUUUUGAACACUAAUUUUCUCUCAAGUUUUCCAUGCCAUGAUAUUGUUACAAGUAGAUAUGCACUUAACAGAAAAAGCAUACUUUUCAUAAUACUUUAUUAAUCAAUAUGCUCUUGCACCAUGUUGUUGAAAUCACUCAUUUCCCUUACAGACGCUAGAUGGUCCCAUCUUUGAAUAUGUGUUUUGAAUUGAGAAUUUCCCCUUUCAGAUAUAACUCUUCAAAAGCACUUUGUCCGUUUUGCAUGGAGUCAACACAGUAAUAAUAAUAAUAAAGCUUCUCACAAAUCUAAACACUGAUGUGUGUGGUUAAUUGAAUCAUGCCAUUAACUGUGCACUGUAUGAGAACAUUGAUUUUACACUUUUUUGUUGUUCAAAUAAUUCUUUGAUUAAAAUAUGCAUUUAUUAUAUGUCA
This is a messenger RNA of Lytechinus variegatus (green sea urchin), 6285 nucleotides long. RefSeq names its product membralin-like. The record is from RefSeq and is a predicted model, not a curated record. The transcript has 11 exons. Bases 234 to 2576 code for a protein of 780 amino acids. Gene Ontology annotation, cellular component: endoplasmic reticulum. Lineage: Eukaryota; Metazoa; Echinodermata; Echinoidea; Temnopleuroida; Toxopneustidae. Gene Ontology annotation, biological process: response to endoplasmic reticulum stress; positive regulation of ERAD pathway.